GAUACUGCCGAGUUUAAACGCUGUCAGUGGUAGCGCACCUUUGUCUGUUGGAACCAGUGUGCGAAACGACUAAUUACUUGUUUUAUUUUGCACGGAGCCGGCCAAUUACACAAAUUCCGUGUUUUUCAGGAUAAUCGCUGACCGGUGUACGUAGGUAGGUGACGUGAGGAAGAAGCUGCCGUCAUGGUGAAGAAAAAGAGACUUCGCCUCAUAGCGGAAAUGGCUCGGAAGAUUCGGGCGUACAGAGAGCUCAAGUCCCGGCCGCGGGAGUCUCAGAAGUACGCCCUGGACUAUGAGACGAUGAAACGGCCGCACACGGGGAAGAUGCUACCUGUGCUGGCCUGGCAGGAUGUCCGCAGGGAGAGCCGCCUCUUCUCCCUCCUGGCCGGGAUGAGGAUGUUCGGAGUAGGCCGCCUCUUCACCCGCAAGUCCUGGCUGGAGGACCACUCGGAGCCCAGCUACUGGCAGAUCACCAAGGUCAAGGUGGACUACACAGCAGAGAACAUGGAUCAUGGCCGAGCAUGGGGGAUCCUCACUUACAAAGGGAAACAGGAGAGUGAGGUCAAGGAGGUGGACAAGGUGAUGUACCACGACUGGCGCCUGAUUCCCAAACACACGGAGCAGCAAUUUAAGGACUUUGAGCCCCUUCCUGAGCCGCCCGUCCGAAAUGUCCCCUACCCUCCCCUGCUCCGUGCCAUGCUGCUGGCACAGCAGAAGAAAGCAGAAGGCACCAGAGCGAUGGAGGAGCCUCUCUUGCCUUUAAAGAGGGACAUUUUGCUGAGCAAAGAUUAUUUCCGCAGGCAGGAACAAGAGCAACAGAGGAAAGAGGGGACAGCGGUGUGAUAGCUGAACCUAAAUGUUUACUCAUUUUGGACAUUGCUGGACCAGAUCAGUGUUGACAGUGUCUCAGUGUCCUGCUUAAUCCUGAUGACGUCUUUUUGCAUCUGAUGCAGGACCUCAUGUAUGUGUGUGGUGUCCUGUGCUGAAUAUUAAAUAUGAGAUAAACUGUG
Molecule: messenger RNA, 1010 nt
Organism: Archocentrus centrarchus (flier cichlid)
Lineage: Eukaryota; Metazoa; Chordata; Actinopteri; Cichliformes; Cichlidae
Gene: mrps34
Product: mitochondrial ribosomal protein S34
Exons: 3
Coding region: 184-843 (219 amino acids)
Cellular component (GO): mitochondrion
Molecular function (GO): structural constituent of ribosome
Source: RefSeq, a predicted model, not a curated record